UGGGCCUCGCUCGGCAUGGAAGGCGCCCCUCUGGCCGCCAAGCCCCCCGUGAGGAGGAAGGGAAGGCCGCGGAGGCAGGAGAAGGAGCCCGGCGGGCGGCCCAGCCUCCCGGGAGGCUCCGCGCUGGAGGAAACCCCCGGCGGGGCCCGGAGAGGGGAGGCCGCCCCCGCCUCCUGUGGGCGGUACCCUUUGCGGCGAGGAAGUUCGUUCACGUUUCUAACUCCUGGAUCGCACUGGGAUUUUAGUUUGAAAAGGAAGCGGAGGGAGAAAGACGAUGACGCAGUCAGUAUUUGUAGCUUCGAUCUGAAGGAGCCUAGCAAUAAACGUGUCCGAUCUCUGGCCCGGGUCACCUCCUUGGCAAACCUGAUUUCGCCUGUACGAAAUGGUGCAGUGCGUCGCUUCGGACAGACCAUACAGUCGUUCUCCCUUCGCGGUGGCGGCGACAAAUCCCCAGCGAGUGGUCAGAAGCCGUGGAGCCGGCUAACGGCCCCCACCCCUCCGAAAAGAAGGAACAGCGUCCUCUGGUCCGAGACAUUGGAUAUCACGAUGAAGGAGACGUUGAGCACCAAGGAAAUCAAACGCCAAGAGGCGAUCUACGAGCUUUCUCGGGGCGAGCAGGAUUUGAUCGAAGACUUGAAGCUCGCCAGAAAGGCUUACCACGACCCCAUGUUGAAGCUGUCCAUCAUGUCCGAAGAGGAACUGAGCCACAUCUUUGGAGACCUGGAUUCCUACAUCCCCUUGCACGAAGACUUCCUGGAAAAACUCGGGCAGGUGACCCGGCCGGAUGGGACGGUGGAGCAGAUCGGACCCAUUCUUGUAGAAUGGCUGCCCGGGCUUAAUGCCUACAAGGCCUACUGCAGCAACCAGCUGGCGGCCAAAGCCCUCCUGGACCAGAAGAAGCAGGACGCGCGAGUCCAGGACUUCCUGCAGCGGUGCCUGGAGUCCCCUUUCAGCCGCAAGCUGGACCUCUGGAGCUUCCUGGAUAUUCCUCGCAGUCGCCUGGUCAAGUACCCGCUCCUUUUGAAGGAGAUCCUCCGGCACACGCCCAACGAUCACCCCGAUGUCCAGAGUCUGGAAGAAGCAAUCGGCCUCAUCCAAGGGGUCCUCUCGGACAUCAACCUGAAGAAAGGAGAGUCGGAAUGCCAAUACUACAUCGAUAAGCUGGAAUACCUGGAUGAGAAGCAGCGGGAUCCGAGGAUUGAAGCCAGCAAAGUUUUGCUUUGCCACGGGGAGCUGAAGAACAAAAACGGGCAUAAACUUUACAUCUUCCUUUUCCAAGAAAUCUUGGUCCUCAGCCGGCCCGUGACGCGGAAUGAGCGCCAUUCUUACCAAGUGUAUCGGCAGCCGAUCCCCGUACAAGACCUGGUGCUGGAAGACUUGCAGGAUGGAGACGUUAAAAUGGGCGGGUCGUUCCGAGGUGCAUUCGGCAAUUCGGAUAAAGCCAAGAACAUUUUCCGCGUCCGUUUCCGGGACUCCUCCUCGGGCCAGUCUCACACGCUGCAGGCCAACGACAUCUUCCACAAGCAACAGUGGUUCAACUGCAUCCAGGCGGCCAUCGCGCCCUUCCAGCCGAGCCCUCUGCCCUUCGAGACGAAGGACCUGCCCGAGCUGAGCGAGGAAGGCGAAGAGAACCAGCCCUUCGGCUCCAACGCCAAGAUCCAAAGGAGGCAGCCUUCCGCCUCGGGCAGUUUCCGCAUGGAGCUGGGCGAGAACGGCUCCGAAGCCGACGUGGCGGGAGAGAUGAAGAACGUCAAAACCUACCGGAUGCAUUCGGCGCUCAGGAGAAGUAGGGACAAAAGUCAGAGCAGCAUCAAACGGAAAGAGACUCUGGUUUAAAUAGCGGGAGCGAGUGGCUUCCUCGCUCUUUAAUUUAUAAAUAAAGUGUACAUUUUCUUUCCUGUAAUGUGAGAAUGGUGAAGGGACUCUCCUUCUCUCUUUGUUGGUCUUUUUGUGUUACUUGUGAGUCUUGGUUUCUUUUCCUUUCCUUCCCUUCCCUUCCUUUUUUCCUUUCUCCCCUCUCUUCUCCUUUCCUUGUUCUCCUUUAUUUUCCUUCCCUUCCCUUCCUUUCAUUCUUUGUCUUUCUUUUUUUUUUUAAAGGCAGCUACUGGUUCCCCCCCCCCCCCCCGCAAACGUUGUUGAACCGGUGUCUAAUCCCUUGGAGGGGGAGGGGGGGAAGGAUGGGUGGGUCGAAAUGAAGAGCUCGGAUUUCUGGAUUGCAACAGCAGACUCCAGCGGUCACAAUCCCUUCUGUAAAUACUGUAAUAUCGGGAAGGAAAAGCGCUCUCCUAAGGAACCGUAAAGGUGUUAAAAUUGCCUUCCGAAUACAAAUCGGCUCAUCUAAAAAAAAAGAAAAAAGAAAAACGAUUCAUUGGAGGGAAAAAAACAUUGGAAUUUUGGAGAGGUUUUGUGGCUCUCAAUGAUUUUGAUUCUCUGAUUAUCAACUUCUCUUCUAGGACAGUGUUUCUCAACCGUGGUGACUUUUAAGACGGGUGGACUUCAAAUCCCACAAUUCCCCAGCCAGCCUGGCUGGGGAAUUCUGGGACUUGAAGUCCACCCGUCUUAAAGUCACCACGGUUGAGAAACACUGCUCUAGAUUGACACGGUCUAAGGUGCUCGACCCUUCCUCACAAAAAGACCCCCAGGUUCAACACGUUUCCAUUUGAAUGACUGGAAUUCUACACUUGGUGGUGUGCUUUCCUUCCUGGGAACUGCUACGCCCCAUAUUUAAUCUUUGUUGUGUUUUUUUUUAAAAUACUAUUUGAAUACUUUUGUAGACCCUUUCCUUUUUUGUACUUUGAUUCCUUUGUCGUUUCUUUCUCAAAACUGACCCUUUUCUUCACCCCCCUCCUCCCCAUUUCUUGAUGCAUGAGUGCUGGAAAAUAUAUAUAUAUAUAUGUAUAAAUAUACUAUUUGUGAUUCAAACCGAAAAGCCAAUUCAGAUCGGUUGAAACCAAGCCAUAGAUAACUUGAGACAUUGGAGUGGCGGGGAAUGGGGGGGGCGGAACAGUUCCCAUUUUUCCAAUCAGGUCAGAGGAGAGAAAAUUUCCGUGUCCAAAGUGGAGCUCCGGUGGUCAGGAAUUGGCUAUCUUAAAUAAAGGAAGGAGAGUGAAAUUGGUUAGGAAUGUAGCAGUGGGGGAAGGUGGACCCCAGCAAUUGGAACUGCUGGAAGAAAGUGAAGGAAAAGAAGGGGUUACCGAAGAUGGGGAUCAGGGGACAAGGUCUUUUUGAAAGGCAUCAAAAGUUGCAGCGGUUGCGGGAAGCAGAGAAAAAGGCGCGUCGUAAGUCGGUUCAAAGAGGGUUAGCGAGGGGUUUGUUACUGCGUUGGGAACGGGGAAGGCUAAAUACGGAUGUUGGUUUACCGGCAGCUCUCUCCGAGGAUUGAUCCUCCAGGUGGGGAAAAAAACAUAAGAGCUGCCCAAAGAAUGAAUGAAUAAAAUAAAUAAAAAAGCCACCACAAGUUAUUCAAACCAGCCCACUUGGGGAAAAAACGACCUCCCCAAAAUUGGCCCAGUAAGAAAUUUAAAAAAAAACUCAACAACAGUGUGGGGUUUUCUGCUUUUUAUUUUUUUUCCUUUUUAUAUAAUAAUUCUGGGCCAGCAUUGAGGGUAAGGGGGUGAAGCCCCUGCGAGCAAAUGUAAAUAGAAUUACCAAAGGUCUGUAAAUGUCUCCUUGUACAGUAACAUGAAAUGGAAAAUAACGAUUAAAAGCUCAUAUUGCAUCCA
Ahaetulla prasina is the source of this 3722-nucleotide messenger RNA. RefSeq names its product neuroepithelial cell transforming 1 (gene NET1). NCBI's taxonomy places the organism in Eukaryota, Metazoa, Chordata, Lepidosauria, Squamata, Colubridae. The transcript has 12 exons. Gene Ontology annotation, biological process: positive regulation of Rho protein signal transduction; intracellular signal transduction. The record is from RefSeq and is a predicted model, not a curated record. Gene Ontology annotation, molecular function: guanyl-nucleotide exchange factor activity. The coding region runs from base 16 to 1836 and encodes 606 amino acids.